GCCGUGACGUCAACAAGCUGCAAUUGAACGAUCGGAGCGACCGAGCACCGAGCGAACCCCAACCGGAGCGACCGGGAGGCAGAAGCGAUCACAGCGAGUCCCUGCCGCACCAAGGUCCACGCUGAGCUGGAAGCAAACGAUGCAAUCGCUGCUCACUACCGCCCAUUAACACACACUACCAGCGAGGGAAAAACAACGGUAAUCGUGAUUUACAGACGGGAACGCCGCGGAGAGAAGGCGCACGGACGCACCGACUGACCAGCAGCAAUCCACACCACGCCUGAAGAAACCAGCGCGCUGUCUCCGUGUCUCACCGAGUGAUUUAAAUGCUUUAACGGAUCGUGAGGGCGAGAGGCUGCCCAGAGAGCCACAGAGAGAUAGCGGGCACACGAGGAGGAAAUUACGCACAGAAAGACAGCGGGAUUUGCCAGAGAUUUGCGUUAACGCUCAAGUUAAAGUGAUUAAUUGGUAUUUUUCUCCGUGGGCCCCGGUACCGCUAAGGCUAUCAAGCUGUGUUCUCUAACCAUGGGAUGUACCCUGAGCGCAGAGGAGAGGGCGGCUCUGGACCGGAGCAAAGCCAUCGAGAAAAACCUGAAGGAGGACGGUCUGACCGCGGCCAAAGAUGUCAAACUGCUGCUGCUCGGGGCUGGAGAGUCAGGGAAAAGCACCAUCGUCAAACAGAUGAAGAUCAUUCAUGAGGAUGGUUUCUCCGGUGAUGAUGUGAAGCAGUACAAGCCAGUCGUGUACAGCAACACCAUCCAAUCGCUUGCCGCCAUCGUCCGUGCUAUGGAUACGCUGGGUCUGGAGUACGGGGACAAAGAGCGCAAGGCGGAUGCAAAGAUGGUUUGUGAUGUGGUCAGUCGCAUGGAAGACACGGAGCCUUACUCUGCUGAGCUGCUGUCCGCCAUGAUGCGUCUGUGGGCCGACUCGGGCAUCCAGGAGUGCUUCAGCCGCGCCCGCGAGUACCAGCUCAACGACUCCGCGCAGUACUACCUAGACAGUCUAGAUCGAAUUGGAGCGGCCGAUUACCAGCCCACAGAGCAGGACAUCCUGAGGACCCGAGUCAAGACCACAGGAAUUGUCGAGACACACUUUACCUUCAAAAACCUCCACUUCAGGCUUUUUGAUGUGGGAGGUCAGAGGUCAGAGAGGAAGAAGUGGAUCCACUGUUUUGAGGAUGUGACGGCCAUUAUUUUCUGCGUGGCACUCAGUGGAUAUGACCAGGUGCUGCACGAGGAUGAGACCACGAAUCGCAUGCAUGAGUCUCUGAAGCUCUUUGACUCCAUCUGUAACAACAAGUGGUUUAAGGACACCUCCAUCAUCCUCUUCCUCAACAAGAAGGACCUGUUUGAGAGCAAGAUCGCAAAGUCUCCUCUGUCUAUCUGCUUCCCGGAGUACACUGGUCCAAACACCUACUUGGACGGAAUUGCAUACAUUAAAUCUCAAUAUGAGAGCAAGAACAAGUCUACAAACAAAGAGGUCUACUCCCACGUCACCUGCGCUACUGACACCAAUAACAUACAAUUUGUCUUUGAUGCUGUUACUGAUGUCAUCAUAGCCAAUAAUCUGAGGGGGUGUGGCCUGUAUUGAUGAUGCAGCCUGGUUUCAGCCAAUCAGGUUACUUGUGUUUAAGGGGUACAAGUGCUGUCCAUGUUUGUUUAUGAUAUCUGCUGCCUGACAUCCCGUUCAGACUGCUGUGUCCAAUAUAAUGUUUUACAGUGUCUGGAGGUCAAGGAAGUAUUCCUCUUUAGACAUUUAUUUUUAUUAGUAUACUUAACUUAUUCAUUAAAAAAAUCAUCUGGCCAAAGUAGAUAUGUGGAUUUGCAUUUUUUAUUUUUUUUUUAUUUUCUUUUUAAUAGUUAACCGCUUUCCAUCACAAAUAUUUUACAACCAGUAUGAAGGAAUUUAACAAAUGCUACGGAUGAAUAAAUGCUAGCCAAAUCAAGCACUGUAUUGUCAUAAAACUCAUUAUCAGAGUUUUAUCAAAGCUGCAGACUGUUCUUAAGCAGCUCAGGUUUGUACUUCAUCUUAUCUCUCCUGCCUUGAGGAAUUUAUCUAAUAUCUCACUACAUUGAACCAACAGAACAAGCAGAUUAUCAAAUGUACUGUGACAAGUGAUAAUCCUGCUCAGUUUAUUCAUGCAGUCAGGUGUCUCUCUUAUUUAGCAUUUUGUUACAUUAAUUAUGCAAAUUCAUGCUCUCCAUUGGAAGAAGCCAGUUCAAGUUAUAUCUUUUGAUGGAAAUAGUCAUAGUUUUUUUUUGUCUCAUAGGAAAAAAAACCAUUCACUAUAUUAUAUAAUUGAUUUUUAAAGAUGUCACGCUGCACUAGGUAACUCCACAAUAAUAUCACUCAAAUGCAGACUACAAAAGUAUUGAUUUUUACUGAGCCCAUGGCAUGUUUGUAUAUAAUCUGGACUGAACUGUCAGGUCUGAGCCUUUUGUUACAGAUAAAGUGCGGAGCUUUUUGCUGAGUGAGGGUUUUGCGAUGAGUGGAGGCAGCAGAGUGGUGAUGUUGUGCCCAGAAGAUAUGAGCUGUGUUCACUUUGAGAGACAUGUAUUCCCAUAUGGAGCUGUCUGUCAGUGGUUAGAUUAGCCUACAUUGUGUCAUACUGGACAGACCACAUACAGUAUGACCUUUCUGCUAAAGUGAGUGCCAUUUAAACAACUUUAUCUCAAAUGGCCAUUUAUCUGACAUUUGAUAUUUUUGGAUUGUUUUUAGUAUCUCCACAAAGUUAUAUUUACAUAAGCUUUAAAUGUUUGACAGCUCUGUUAAACUGUUGGGACUGUAAAGGCCUAAAAAGAAAGUAUUCAUUUUUGCCAUGAUUCUGGAAAACUAUAUGUAUUAAAUAUCUAAUUAAAUCUCAUGUUCUACUUUUAUAAAAGGAAGGAACUAUCAUGUUAUAUUUUCUCAUUUUAAACAAAUAGAUGACAUCAUGCAUAUCCAUAGACGUAUAAUUAGAACCUCCAUGUGCUCAGGCUUGCCGCGAGCUGAUCACUGAACACAUGCAAAUUGCGUUUGGCUUAUAUAUGGACACCCUGUGCGGAGCGUUCAUGAGAGGCCAGUGUCUGUGUGGCAUGUUGUGCGAGAGGCAGAGCUGGCCCAUGGGUGUUGUGAGGGAGUUAGUAUCUACGGAUUAAUUACCCAGAAGGCACCUGUCUACCCUUUUGCACACUUGCUGUAGACAGUCUGAUGCCCCCAUGGGAUUUCAAAAUGUCACAACACCUUACAUAUCACUGUCAAAUGCUACAAUCCCCUCACUUCAAAUGAGACUCAUUUUUAUUUUAUAUAGCUUAUUUUUAUAGCUAUUUGAAUAAACAUUAAUAUUCUGUCCAGAUGUAUGCAUUUGAUUUUUCAGACUGUAGUUUCAGUUUUUGGGAGAUUUCAAUUUGAAAAGGUAGUUUGUGUAGUUCGGUCAGGUUAAAGUAUCAUUGUAUUAAAAUAUAUGUUAUUGCACUAUAAAUGUAUAUAUUUAUUGCAUAAAUAUAGUUUGCAAUAUCCAUUGAGCAAUGAGUUGCUGAAUGAAGAAGCCAUUGACAUUAGCCAUUCCCAGUACCUAACCUGUACAUGAUAGAGGUGCUCUAUAUGUUUGAUGUGUUGGUAUGAGCAAUAUACUGCAGCAUCUCCUGUACAAGCGUUUACAAGCUCCAAUUCCCAGCGAGAUUAAAGGAGAAGCCUGCAUCUGUAUUUGCCCUCAGGUGCUCACGGCAGCACAGUGGGCUAGCUUUGUCUUCCAACGUAUUUCAUGACCACAGUAACACACAGUAACCCCGCGGCACGUAGCAGCAUGUCUUCAUUAUUCUGUUGUACACAUUGUGCUUAAGAUAGAGCUGUUACACUAAGAUGCAUUUCAAAGUGCAUUAGUCUUAUGAUUAAUCAAAUUAUGUUGGCCUUGAGAUAUUAUUUAACCUCAGUUAUGCUUAUUUAGAUUUCGUCCAAACUGUUUACAUGCUCUAAAACCCCUGGAAAAGUAGUUUUUAUGUAUUCAAAUUUUUCAGGUGAUUUUAAAAAAUAUGUGCAGUUAUAGGUGACUUUGUUUAUUUUAAGUUGAGUAUCAGUUUAAUACAGAGUUUCCUUCCUUUAUUUGUCAUAAUGCAAAGAAUUUGGGGAAACUGUAAAUCUGUAAUUGUCAGUGCAAUCUCUAUUGUACCUCUAUAUUCUAGGUACUUACAUUUUUACAUAAAACUACAAGCAUUGUGUCUAUUAUUAAUUAACUGCUGAACUCUAGCUCACAGCAUCAUUAUAAUAUUUGAUUUUUCUUCAAAGCAGAAGCUCCUCUAACAUGUUUUCCAUUUUAGCCAGACUGCUUGAGUGUGUGUGUUGAUGUUGGAGUAGCGUCGCACUUCCCUUCUGUAAUGUAUCAUAGUGAUGAAUGGACCGCCAGAGCUGCUGUGAGGUACCAUUGUAUGGAAAAGCAUUUUAAAAGUACAUAGGAUAUUUAAUUAAAAAAAUCACAGAAGAGUGUUUCAUUUAUUCUGUGUGAAUACAGUAGCAAAUCUGAACCCUGAUACAAGCACAGAGUUAUUGUGUGAGGCUAUUAAAUAUCUUUUGCCUGUAAUCUCACCAAAAGUAAAAAGAGGAAGCUGAGCCAAGUAACCGUUGCUAUAAAUGAAACUCUGUGCCUUUCUACUUCUCUUAAGUCAGCUAUCUGAGUGAAGGAUCACAGGCUUCCCCGAGUUCUUCAUUAUUCUAGGAAAAUGGCAAGGAUUCAUGUGUUGAGUCACAUGCCACAGUUGUUGGUGUUUUAACUAAAGAUAAUCUAAUAUUGAAGUACUAGCAAUGGAAAAAACAUAUUUUUGCACACAACCUGACCAAAUACUGCGCUUUACCCAAAAUCCUAUUCUGACAAUGUGCUGCUUUUGCAACCUUUUUGACCUUUUUAUUUUAUUUUAUUUUUUUUUCACCUUUGCCACCAAACUAUGAUUUCACCUGUUCAUCUCUGCUAAAACAUUCAGAAAGUAGGUGGAUCAUUUAUAAUUGAUGCUACUCCCACUGUCAGCCUACAUUGCGGCUUCCAGUACUCCAGAUGGGUAACUCUCAGUAUUCUCAAAAUGCUUUUCCUAGUAUGAACACUAUACACAAUUCAAAAUUCUGUUGGUGCCUUGGUUGGUAAAAAACAAAAGGAAAAAAUACAUCAUGUCUGCACCACACUUGCUGAAGAAAAUGUGUUCUAUAAUAGACUUGUAGUACAUUCAGUCCUAAUCUAAUUAUUUCCUUUGUAGAGUUAUCUUGUUGUUGUAUUGGGGAAGGUAUAAGGCUCCAGGCACAAAUAGGACUAUAAUGAACUAGUGUCAGAGUGAAAAGGCUGUAAACUGUUGAAAACUCAUUGCUUUCAUUAACUCUAUAUUUCAUGGACAAUCCCUCAGAUUUUUGAUAUAUACAUCGGUAGCAGCCAUCUUUGUUUUGUUCAUACUGUACAUAUGCUGUGCGUGUAAAAGGGGGAAGGGUGUUAUUGAGCACUGUACACUGUUUCUGCCUCAUUGCUGUGAUAAUUUAUUAAGAUGUAUUUAUAUUGAAACAAUAAUAAAGUACCACACAUGCAAAGACCU
Messenger RNA from Periophthalmus magnuspinnatus, 5546 nucleotides. Its product is annotated as guanine nucleotide-binding protein G(o) subunit alpha. The record is from RefSeq and is a predicted model, not a curated record. Gene Ontology annotation, biological process: adenylate cyclase-modulating G protein-coupled receptor signaling pathway; G protein-coupled dopamine receptor signaling pathway. The transcript has 8 exons. Gene Ontology annotation, cellular component: heterotrimeric G-protein complex. Bases 526 to 1590 code for a protein of 354 amino acids. NCBI's taxonomy places the organism in Eukaryota, Metazoa, Chordata, Actinopteri, Gobiiformes, Gobiidae. Gene Ontology annotation, molecular function: GTP binding; corticotropin-releasing hormone receptor 1 binding; GTPase activity.